GAACUGCUGGAAACUAGACGACUGACUGACGGGCUGACGGAGAGAUUCCUGCCGUGGGUUGCUCACGUCGCUGCAGCCUCUCCCCUUGUAUUUUAUGAAAAAGGACAGCAGCACCACAGUCGCUCCACAGAGGGUGUUGAAGAUGGCAGUGUGGAUCCAGGCCCAGCAGCUCCAGGGAGAUGCUUUGCAUCAGAUGCAGUCUCUGUAUGGUCAGCACUUCCCCAUCGAGGUGCGACAUUAUCUGUCCUCGUGGAUAGAGAGCCAGCUCUGGGACGCCAUAGACCUGGAGAACCCACAGGAGGAGUUCAAGGCCAAACGCCUACUAGACAGUCUGAUACAAGAGCUGCAGAACAAGGCUGAGCACCAGGUGGGAGAGGACGGCUUCCUACUCAAAAUCAAACUGGGACACUACGCCAGCCAGCUCAAGAGCACGUAUGACCGCUGUCCUCUGGAGUUGGUCCGAUGCAUCAAACACAUCCUCUACACCGAGCAGAGGCUCGUCAGAGAGGCUACCAAUUCAAGCUCUCCAGUCGGCGGGAUGAUGGACAGCAUGUCUCAGAAAUACCAGCAGAUCAACCAAGCUUUUGAGGAGCUUCGCCUGCUGACCCAGGACACAGAAAAUGAUCUGCGGAAGCUCCAGCACAACCAGGAGUACUUCAUCAUCCAGUACCAGGAGAGCCUCCGUAUUCAGGCUCAGCUGACCAGCCUGGCCACGCUGCCCCCUGCUGACCGACAGCUACGGGAGCCCGCCCUUCUCAGCAAGCGAGCCACUGUGGAGGCAUGGCUGACCAGAGAGGCCAACACACUACAAAAAUACAGACUGGACCUGGCAGAAAAACACCAGAAAACACUGCAGCUGUUGAGGAAGCAGCAGACCAUCAUUCUGGAUGAUGAGCUGAUCCAGUGGAAGAGACGGCAACAGCUGGCAGGCAACGGGGGCCCGCCAGAGGGAGGCCUGGACAUCCUGCAGUCCUGGUGUGAGAAGCUGGCAGAAACUAUCUGGCAGAACAGGCAGCAGAUUCGGAGAGCAGAGCACCUCAGGCAACAGCUACCCAUCCCCGGCCCCAUUGAAGAGCUCCUCAACGAACUCAACAGCACUAUCACAGAUAUCAUCUCAGCGUUGGUUACCAGCACCUUCAUCAUAGAGAAGCAGCCUCCACAGGUGCUAAAAACCCAAACCAAGUUUGCUGCUACGGUGCGCCUCUUAGUCGGCGGGAAGUUGAAUGUGCACAUGAACCCUCCGCAGGUCAAGGCCACCAUUAUCAGUGAACAACAAGCAAAGGCCCUGUUGAAGAACGAGAACACAAGAAAUGACAGCAGCGGGGAAAUUCUCAACAAUAACUGUGUGAUGGAGUACCACCAGACUACAGGCACUCUCAGCGCCCACUUCAGGAACAUGUCUUUGAAGAGGAUCAAGCGAUCGGACCGGCGAGGAGCUGAAUCUGUCACAGAGGAGAAGUUCACCAUUCUGUUCGAGUCCCAGUUCAGUGUUGGAGGAAAUGAGCUUGUCUUUCAAGUGAAGACAUUAUCACUUCCUGUAGUGGUGAUAGUCCAUGGUAGUCAAGACAAUAAUGCCACUGCAACUGUGUUGUGGGACAACGCUUUUGCGGAGCCAGGACGGGUGCCUUUCCUUGUGCCAGAUAAGGUGCUCUGGCCUCAGCUGUGUGAUGCCAUCAACAUGAAGUACAAGGCUGAGGUGCAGAGUAACCGAGGCCUGUCUGAGGAAAACUUGGUCUUCCUGGCUCAGAAGGCUUUCAGCAGCUCCAGCAACAACCCUGAUGACUACCGCAACAUGACUAUGACCUGGUCACAGUUUAACAGGGAAAGCUUACCAGGGAGGAACUUCACAUUUUGGCAAUGGUUUGAUGGUGUGAUGGAACUCACAAAAAAACAUCUCAAACCACACUGGAAUGACGGGGCCAUAUUGGGCUUUGUGAAUAAGCAGCAGGCUCAGGAUAUGUUGAUGUCCAAACCCAACGGCACCUUCCUUCUGCGCUUUAGUGACUCUGAAAUUGGAGGAAUUACAAUUGCCUGGGUGGCAGAAAAUCCCAACAAAGCAGGAGAGAGAAUGGUUUGGAACCUCAUGCCGUACACAACCAAAGACUUUUCCAUUCGCUCUCUGGCUGACCGUAUCAGCGAUCUCAAUCACCUCCUGUUCCUCUACCCUGACAGACCAAAGGAUGAGGUUUUCUCCAAAUAUUACACCCCGCCACUCUCCAAAGCAGUGGAUGGCUACGUGAAACCACAGAUUAAACAAGUGGUGCCCGAUUUUGCUACAGCCAAUCCAGAUCCAGCAACUGGAAACCCAACCUAUAUGGAUCACGGCGCCUCUCCAGCACCUGUCAAUCAUCCUCACACCUACAGCAUAUACCCACCUAUGAGUGACUCAAUGUUGGAUGCGGACGGAGACUUCGACCUGGACGACACCAUGGAUGUGGCAAGGCACGUAGAAGAGCUCCUGCGGCGGCCUGUAGAGAGCCACAUGAGAGCAUGCAUGUCCAUCUUCUCUUUAUUUGUCUGUAACCCAGAAAGGGGGGGUUAAUGGACCCCCCUCACUCUCACAGGGCUAUUUUUCUUCUGUUUGUACACAGAAAUGCAAAUCUAAGCAUUUACCCAACGCUGCCUGCUUGUCCUCUCAGGUCCCUCUGUUCCCAUCAUAAAUGCUACCUCGCAUUAUUCUAUUGAUAGUAGUUGUUACUAUUGGCUGUUGUUGUUUCUGCACCACAUUCACACCAGUAGAUACACCUCCAAUAUGUCACGUGACACUUCAACAAAGGCAGAGGAGAAGAAGUCUAAGAAGAUCCACCUUGGGAGCGCCUUGGCCCUGAUGUUGUCAGUGAGUAAUGCAAUGCUCUACAGCCCAGUGUAUCAAACAGUAUUUGCAGAUGGAUCACUGAGAGGCCCCUUUAACCAGGCUGACUGGUCACAUUUUGUGGACUCAUGUGAACUGACACCACCCCCACCACCGGUUCAAGUCCACGUGGAGCUGAUGUUUGAGUUCAGAGGCCUUUUCACAUUAGAUCUUGAAUUUGUCCCGCGGAUGCGUGAGAGGAGGGAAGCUCUCCCGUUUGCAAGCACUGCAAAAGUGUGCAGGACACAGGGCGAUGCGCACAGCGGAGAGUCUAGAGAAGCGGACGUGGAGAACGAAACUGAUUUGUCAAGACAAGGAGACGAAAUCCACCGUGCUUUGAGAAAAUGGGUUGUUUUUACAUUGUGGAAGGGGGGGCUUUGCUGUAGCCUAACAUGGCGGAUCAUGGCAGGGGUACACGCUUCAGAUACUCUGUCGGGACAUUUUUUGGAUCUUGCCAUCGGCGCCCCGCCAACACAAGUUGAGAUCAACGCUGCAGGAAUCACCGGCGAUGCGGCCGCGCUGCCUGCCACCGGUACCAGGGCUUACUUGGAGGUGUCGGCGGCCUCUGCCCAGGGCUACGGGGCUGAGGGAGUUUACACCAAUGGACGGUACAGGGAGCACGGCAGCCCAAGGAUCGGGAGGGGCAGCCGUGAUAAUUCCAGCGAGAGGAGCCAGGGAGGAGGAAACACACCUUGCGGCAUCAUGAAGGACGGUUCCAAACAGAGGCAGGUGAGGAAGAAGACGGUUUCCUUUAGCUCAAUGCCGAGUGACCGCAAGAUCAACAGCACAGCUGCUUGCAUGGCCUUCAUGAUGGAGGGUUGUGAGAUGAAGAAGGUGCGCUCCAACUCACGUAUGUACAACCGCUACUUCCUUCUGGAUCCAGACAUGCACUGGCUCCGUUGGGAGCCAUCCAAAAAGGAUUCAGAAAAGGCCAAACUAGAGAUCAAGAGCAUUAAGGAAGUCCGUUUGGGAAAGAAAACUCCAGUUCUUCGCAGCAAUGGUCUCUCAGAUCAGUUUCCUGAUGAAUGCGCCUUCUCAAUCAUCUAUGGGGAUAACUAUGAGUCAUUAGAUUUGGUAGCCAGUACAGCAGAUGUUGUCAGCACCUGGGUGAUGGGCCUGAGGUAUCUGGUGUCUUACGGCCGGCAUACCGUGGACAUGGUGGAGCCCAGUCAACCGAGUUUACGAACAUCCUGGAUUGGCUCAGUGUUUGAUCUAGCAGAUAUGGAAAAAGAAGGACACAUAGACCUGUUCAGGGCCACACAGAUAAUCAAGGGGCUCAACCCUGGAAUGAAAGAGUCCAGGAUAGAACUGAAGUUCAAGGAACUCCAGAAAGCUAAAGACCAAUAUGGAGAGGCAAUUAACAUGGACACCUUUGUGGAGGCCUACUGUGAGCUCUGCACACGGCCAGAGAUUUUCUUCUUACUGGUGCAGUUCUCCAGUAACAAGGAGUAUCUGGACAGUAAAGACCUGAUGAUGUUCGUAGAGGUGGAGCAGGGUGUGGAAGGUGUGACAGAGGACAUGUGCAGGGAUAUCGUUCAGAAAUUUGAGCCAUCUGCCGAAGGCAGGGAGAGGAGCUACCUCUCCAUUGAUGGCUUCACACACUACCUCCUCUCCUCAGAAUGCCACAUCUUUGACCCCCAGCACAAACGUGUGUGCCAGGAUAUGACCCAGCCCCUGUCCCACUACUACAUCAACUCCUCACAUAAUGCCUCCCUUCUGGAAGACCACUUCUGGGGUUCAUCAGACAUCAGCAGCUACAUCCGAGCACUGAGAAUGGGCUGUCGAAGCAUUGAGGUCAUUGUAUGGGACGGCCCUGAUAAUGAACCAGUUGUGUAUGUAGGUAGUUCUGUGGCCUCACAGCUAGCAUUAUCUAAGGUCCUGGACAUUAUAAACCAAUAUGCUUUUGAGAGCUCUGAGUAUCCCCUCAUUCUCUGCUUGGUGACCCACUGCUGCAUCCCCCAACAGAAGGUCAUGGCCCAACACAUGAAAAAGAUCCUUGGGGACAAGCUGUACAUUGAACCACCCAACAAAGAGGAAAACUACCUUCCCUCUCCUGAGAAACUCAAAGGUAAAAUCCUCCUCAAAGGCAAGAGGCUACCGCCCAGCUGCACUGAUUCUGAAGGGGAUGUGACGGAGGAGGAAGAGGGUCUGGAAAUGUCCCGAAGAGUAGGAGCCGAUGAGAAGGACCAGUUAAAUGGCUUGGGCUGCAAAAGACUCAGACUGUGCAGGGAGCUAUCUGAUCUUGUAUCUCUCUGCAAGUCAGUCCAGUUCAGGGACUUUGAGAUCUCUAAAAGGGACCAAAAAUUCUGGGAGAUUUGCUCCUUCAAUGAAGUAGAUGCAAACAGGUUUGCCAAUGAGUUCCCAGAAGAAUUUGUCUGUUAUAAUAAGCGCUUUCUCUCCAGGGUAUAUCCCACACCAAUGAGGAUUGAUGCCAGUAACAUGAACCCCCAGGAUUUCUGGAAGUGUGGCUGCCAGAUUGUGGCCAUGAACUACCAGACUCCGGGCCUAAUGAUGGACCUCAAUUUAGGCUGGUUCAGGCAGAAUGGCAACUGUGGGUAUGUGUUGCGGCCAGCCAUCAUGAGGGAAGAGGUGUCCUACUUCAGUGCCAAUGCUCGGGACUCCCUGCCAGGAGUGUCUGCCCAGCUCCUUCACAUCAAGGUCAUUAGCGGGCAGAAUCUGCCCAAGCCUCGUGGCUCCGCUGCUAAGGGUGAUGUGGUGGAGCCCUACAUAUAUGUGGAGAUUCAUGGUAUCCCAGCUGACUGUGCUGAGCAAAGAACCAAGACUGUGUCCCAGAAUGGUGACAACCCUAUUUUUGAUGAGAGUUUCGAAUUCCAGAUCAACUUACCUGAACUUGCAGUACUGCGCUUUGUGGUGCUGGAUGAUGACUACAUUGGAGAUGAGUUUAUUGGCCAGUACACCAUCCCAUUUGAGUGCCUACAGCCAGGCUAUAGACAUGUCCCCCUACAAUCUCUGACAGGAGAGUUCCUACCCAACACCACCCUGUUUGUCCAUGUAGCCAUCACAAACAGGCGGGGUGGAGGAAAGGCACAUAAGAGGGGUCUAUCUGUCAGGAAGGGCAGGAAGGCCCGGGAGUACACCAACACCAAGACUACAGGGAUCAAAGUAGUGGAUGAGCUCUUCAGAGCUUCUACCCAGCCCCUCAGGGAGGCCACAGAUCUCAGAGAAAAUGUGCAGAAUGCCAUGGUGUCCUUCAAGGAGCUCUGCGGCCUGACUCCUGCAGCCAACAUGAAGCAGUGUAUCCUGACGGUGUCUACCUGGCUGAUGAACAGUGAGCGGUCACUGAGGGUGACAGUGGACCUGAGCGAGACGUACCCCACCAUGGAAGCUCAGGGUCCUGUGCCUGAGCUGCUACGCAAAGUGCUCAACGCCUACGACAUGAUGAUCCAAACCAGCAGAACGCUGAUAGAGUCGGCUGAUGUGGUUUACUCCAAGCUUACACAAGCACAGCGAGCAGGUCUGGACUUCCAUGAGGACCUGCAUCGCAUUGGCGCAAAGGAAGGUCUGAAAGGCCGCAAACUGCAGAAGGCAAUGGAGAGCUACGCUUGGAACAUCACUGUGCUCAAGGGCCAGGCAGACCUGCUGAAGCAUGCUAAGAGUGAGGCACUGGACACUCUUCGUCAGAUCCACUGUGCAGCGCAGUCCUGUGGCCUCAGUAAGAACGGAGCAGCUUCUCCUCAGCUCCAGCAUAAUCCCCACCACCAGCCACAGCAGUUCCACAUCCAGCAACAGCCUCAGGCUAAGGCCCACCCACAGCCUCCACCACUGCACCAAACACAAACUCAGUCCCAACCUCAGACCGUGCCUCAGGCUUAUAUCCAUCCCCAAUCCCAGCCACAUCACCAGCCACCAGCUCUCCCUCUGGUUCAAACUGUCUCAAAGCCACAGCCACCGGCCUAUCCUGAACCCCCACCCGUACCCCACGUCCAGUUUCAGUUCCAGACACAGCAACAGAGGGCAGCAGGACCUCUAAACUCCAUCCCCGAGAAAGAGACGGUCAGUGAUGAUCCUGCAGGAUCCUGCUGACCCGCAGCCUGUGCCCACAGAGAAUCCUACCCAAAGAGAGACAGAGAGAGUGAGAUAGUGAUGGAGAAUGAUAAGCAGAAGGAUGUAGAAGAUAAGAAGGAGGCGGUGAGCAGUGCCAUUAAUGAAAGGGAGAUGGAGGAAAUAAUGGAGAGAGUUAAAGAGAUGAUGAUGGUGAGGAAGACUCGUCGCAUUAGAAGUGAGACACAAGUAUGAAGGGAGGUUUUAAGGUUUGAGCUGGCCAGAGGGCUAAAGAAGAAAAGACAGAGAGACCUCACACUUCAUUCAUACAUUUUAAACAGGAUGGAAAACUGGAAAGACAAUGUUUAUUUUUCCCCAUUGCAAAUUUGGAAUAAAUUUCCAUUUGAGCCAGAAAGUUUAGGUCUCUUCUGUCUUCUAUAAUCUCUGGUUCUCUGUUGUGAAAAGUAAAAAUGGUAACAACUGGUAUUACACUUCUAGUCUGGACCAGCUUUCAGUAGUUGGAUCAGUGAGUUACAUAUCCCUGUCUCUCUCUGGGCAGUGCUAGUUACAUGCCCCUAUACUACGUACUCUAGCUCUGUGGGUACAGGCUUUACCUUACAUUGGCAUUUCCUGCCACAAAUUUGCCUUUUCAUUUCUAGAGACUCCUCGGCAUGUCUUUGUGCUUUCAUUUCUUCAUGCUCACGCUUUUCCUCUUCCAUUUUAGACAUCUCUUAAAGCUAAGUGCAAACCAUCACUCUUUUCAAUAAAGAGGAUGCCAUUUUCAUUUUAAGUGCACAAUGUAGAGCUGCUCAGCUAGGCUGAGCUCUGUAGUUCUCACCGAGGACCAUUUCAGAACAAACCAGGGAGCUGUAGAGUUAAGUAGAUAAAACAAACUGCAGCUGUUGAUGUGUUCAGUCACACUGAAGCUCUUGCAUCCCUUGCUGGUGUCACCCUCCGUCAGACCCCACACAUCUCCAGUGUCAUUCCUUAGGAUUUAAGUUCUUCAACAUUUCUGGACCCUCCCCACAGGGUCUCCUUGUCUCCUCCCAAGGGGCUGUGUGCGUAACGUUAUGUGAGUUGGUGUUUUGGUCCCCAGGGGGGAGCUAGCCCACGUCCUUGAGUGGCGGAGCUCACCAGCCAAUCACAACUGGAAUAUGUGACUUUGCCUGUUAGAGGCCACGAGUAAAAGUUCAACAGGAACAUGGUACUGCUGUUAAUAAAAGUAAAGUUAAUAUAGAUGUAAAGUGUAUGUAAAAUGUAUGAAGGGAACAUAUAUGGCUAUAAUAAUUCUUGCAGACACAGACAUUAAUAAUUGAUAUUAUAAUUGUUGUUAGUUCUAUUGAUAUUCUAAUUCUUUUUUUAACAUUACUUCCACAUAUACAGUGAUUUGACACCUGUUGUUCUGUGGUGCAGAUCAGGACAACCAGUGCAUGUGGGACUGGGAAGAGUGGUCGUGGGUUAGCGCUACAACAUGAGAGUCAAACAGUUACCUGACAUGUGUUUCACUGCAAAAUGAGUGUCUGUAAGUGGCCCAUUAAAACUGGCUUU
Molecule: messenger RNA, 8401 nt
Organism: Scomber scombrus (Atlantic mackerel)
Lineage: Eukaryota; Metazoa; Chordata; Actinopteri; Scombriformes; Scombridae
Gene: plcl5
Product: phospholipase C like 5
Biological process (GO): intracellular signal transduction; lipid metabolic process; regulation of DNA-templated transcription
Molecular function (GO): phosphatidylinositol-4,5-bisphosphate phospholipase C activity; DNA binding; DNA-binding transcription factor activity
Source: RefSeq, a predicted model, not a curated record